UCGGAGCGCUGCGCUGAGCUGCUUCUGAUCCACUGUGUGUACGGGGUACCGAGGCGGCAUCAGCUUCAGCAUCAUCUUCAGUAUUUCUCUUUCACCCCCGACAAACCUUCAGGGAGCUUUUAGCAUUUGUUCGGUCUGAGGUCUCUGGAAAACAUCUGAUUCGCUUUUUUUCUAACCAGUCCCAGAUGCGCCUUGCAGUGUGAGAGUGCGAGCGUCUGAGCGCGUCAGUGUGAGUUUGGUUAGCGCAUGAGAAUAAGGAGAGACUAUUUGCAGUCCGCGGCAGGGGAGUGAAAGAGAAGAAGAAGAAGCGCCUGGAGUUUUUUUUUUUUUUCAAACUAACUUUUUCGGUAUGAACGCAGAUACGUGCGUCUCCUACUGCGACAUGACAUCCAUGGACUCUUAUUAUAGCGCGUCUGCGCAGAGUAGAGACCACCAGACAAAUCCUUUUAGGACUUUUCAGACCAACGAAACCAAAUACAGCCCCACGUUCAUUCCGGGUAAAGGAUCCCGGAGUCCCUUCCAGACAGAGUGCCAGUCACUGGAUGGAGCUGAGGAGAGCGGCUUUAAUAAAUACCAGCUCUUCAUGCAGCGACCGACCUGCAAGACUCCGCCUGAAGGCGGCAAGCUGCACCCGGACAGCGGACACAACGGGACGCUCAUCCCCUGCUAUGGAAAAGACAACACCAGCCUGACAGAGUCUGAACUGCCACCAAACGUUGAUCCUCCUGGGAUGGAAGGCAGCUACCUGAACCUAAAGGAGCCCGGCGUAAAGGGUCCAAGCGAGCGACCAGGGUCUGAACUUUCCAGCCCUCUGGAGAAAAGUGAGGCAGAGAGCAACAAAGGCAAGAAGAGACGCAACCGCACGACAUUCACCAGCUAUCAGCUAGAAGAGCUGGAGAAAGUUUUCCAGAAGACACACUACCCUGACGUUUAUGCACGUGAGCAACUUGCGCUGAGGACCGACCUGACAGAGGCUCGGGUUCAGGUGUGGUUUCAGAAUCGCAGAGCCAAGUGGAGGAAGAGAGAGCGUUUUGGCCAGAUGCAACAAGUGCGCACCCAUUUUUCUACUGCUUACGAACUGCCACUUCUCACUCGACCUGAAAACUAUGCACAGAUCCAGAACCCUUCAUGGAUCGGGAGCAGCAGUGCAGCCUCCCCGGUGCCAGGCUGCGUUGUGCCAUGCGAUUCCGUCCCCUCCUGCAUGACACCUCACCCUCAUGCUCCCGGAGGUGUCUCUGACUUCCUGGGUGUCCCCAGUCCAGGGAGCAGCCACAUGGGACAGACACACAUGGGCAGCCUGUUUGGGGGCGCUGGGAUCAGCGGGGGAAUCAAUGGCUAUGAUCUCAAUAUUGAUCCAGACCGCAAGUCCUCCAGCAUAGCUGCGCUGCGGAUGAAGGCCAAGGAACACAGCGCGGCCAUCUCCUGGGCUACAUGAUGUCCCAGCGCAGACCCACCCUGGUCCCCUCAAUGGCCUAAUCUCCGGAGCAGCCAUCAGCGAGCACUGAGAAGCAGGAGAGGCUUUCUCCUGAGAGCACUAUUGAUAACACAGGUCAAACGAACAGGGGGAGACGGAGGAGAUAAGAGGGGCCAAAACAGCAGCCAAUGCAAGCCAGAUAACUGUGACAAUGAUUAUCAGCAGAUGCUGUAUUACAGCUGUGUGACUUUCAAAAAACAUCACCCUCUGCACUUAUUCACAUUCCCGAUAAAAGAUGUGUAAAAUGCCUUAAAAUAAGAUUUUUUUUUUUAUUGUAGUAACAUGGUCUCCAACCUUUAAUUUACAUCUUGAGAAAUAACAGUUUUUAGUCAAAUCACCAGUGGUGCCAUUUUUGGUACCACUAACAAUUCCUUUAAAAUGCAUUUAGUUGAACCAUUAUUGCAAUUUAUUUUUUUAAGUUGGUUAGAGUGUCUUGAAACUUAUAUUAGUUAUCCAUGGCUGGGCAUUAAUGUGGCAUCACAGUAAAAGAAGAAAUAUCCAAAGCUCACCCUUAGAGUGCAAUAAGUUGCUAUCUGGGGUCCCCAAGUCUCCAUAAUAACGAUAAUAAGGUAAUAUUAGGAAGGAUAAAUAAAUAAUAGAAACAAUAAUUAAUAUCCAUGAAUGAAAAGUUUACAAAAUUGUGAUCAAUAUCGUACAGAAUUAUUUAAAUAUUCACAGAAUGUGAAAUGCUUUCAACAAAUAAUAUAUAGUAUAUAUAUAUACUUAAAUACACACUUAAAUACACACAAGAUAUACACACAAGAUAAAGUACAAUAAUCUAAGCAAAUAUAAAUAGAAGGAAGAUGUACAUGAGGUGAAUAAGUAUUUGCUUUAUUGUACAUGAUGAUGUCAGCAGCCUAAGCCUAAAUGGUCAUCUACAACACUCCCCGUCUGUGGAGAAGUUCGCUGGUGUUCUGCAAUCUCCUCUCUAGCUUCUGAAUGCAGCAGGUACCAGCGCUGCACACAUUUUAGGCUGGUGCUGAAAACAGAGGGAAAGACGCAUUGAUCUGCUCGGGAAUGCCUGUUUGUUUGCACCAUGAUCCCAGAACCAAAUCUACCUUUCAACACUCCUCUCUUCUCCUCCAUCAGCAGGCUCUGCUCCUCUGUUCAGUUCAGUUUUCUCCACCUUUUAUUCUCCAUU
Molecule: messenger RNA, 2615 nt
Organism: Girardinichthys multiradiatus
Lineage: Eukaryota; Metazoa; Chordata; Actinopteri; Cyprinodontiformes; Goodeidae
Product: homeobox protein aristaless-like 4
Exons: 4
Coding region: 350-1435 (361 amino acids)
Biological process (GO): regulation of transcription by RNA polymerase II
Molecular function (GO): DNA-binding transcription activator activity, RNA polymerase II-specific; RNA polymerase II transcription regulatory region sequence-specific DNA binding
Source: RefSeq, a predicted model, not a curated record